Boleophthalmus pectinirostris (great blue-spotted mudskipper) is the source of this 4438-nucleotide messenger RNA. It is a transcript of the gene adcy2b, whose product is annotated as adenylate cyclase 2b (brain). NCBI's taxonomy places the organism in Eukaryota, Metazoa, Chordata, Actinopteri, Gobiiformes, Gobiidae. The transcript has 28 exons. Gene Ontology annotation, biological process: adenylate cyclase-activating G protein-coupled receptor signaling pathway; adenylate cyclase-inhibiting G protein-coupled receptor signaling pathway; cAMP biosynthetic process. Gene Ontology annotation, molecular function: adenylate cyclase activity. Bases 420 to 3800 code for a protein of 1126 amino acids. The record is from RefSeq and is a predicted model, not a curated record. Gene Ontology annotation, cellular component: plasma membrane.
CUUCAGGUAGGAAGUUGUCUACGCAUUUUUCAACAGAAGAGGAUAAAAUAUGUAAUCCUUGUUUAUUUUAUUUUUGAGGCUUUUCCUAUUAUUGCUUCAUGUCUGCAUAGUGCUCUCCCUGUUUUGCGUACAAAUGUGGAUUCGACAUGUUGAACUGCCAUUUUCACACUCCACAAAGCAUCGCAUGAAGCAUGGACAGCGUGAGGAGACGCAUGGUGGUAUGGCUGAAGCCCAUAUGGGGGAAAACUGAGAAUGAUGAUAUGGAGGCUUAGAGCAACAGUUGAAUCAUUAGGAAGAAACGACUAGCUUCUUACACAAGGAAAGGGAAGAAGAAAGAGGCUUAGAUCCUGUCCAAAUUGGAGUGGUGGAGGAUGCGAGGCAAAUCCAUCCAAGACCAUUGAGCACGCUGGCAGGUCCACAUGUGGCAGGAGGCUCUGUGGACGCGCGGACGAUACCUGCUGGAGAAGAGCGAUGGAGGAGGAGGAGGAGAGGGUGCAGAGGGGCCCGAGAGCAUGGCCGAUGGUUUUGCGGGCUUCCAGGCGGGGGACGUAUGCCUGGAGCCGGAGAAGCCCCAAGACUGGCUGUACGAGUCCUACUACAGAAUGAGCCAGCAGCAUCCGCUCAUAGUGUUCCUGCUGCUGAUUGUCAUGGGAACCUGCCUGGCAUUGCUGGCAGUCUUCUUCGCAUCUGGGCUGAACACAGAAGAACACCUGACGUUCCUGAUCACAGUCCCUGCGGCGCUCUUCCUCUUCCUGUCCAUCUUCAUCUUGGUGUGCAUCGAGUCCGUCUUCAAGCGAAUGCUCCGCCUCUUCUCACUCCUCAUAUGGGCCUGUCUGGUCACUAUGGGAUACCUCUUCAUGUUCUCUGGAGGCAUUCUUAGCCCAUGGGACCAGGUGUCCUUCUUUCUCUUCAUUGUUUUUGUCGUUUACACCAUGCUGCCUUUCUCCAUGAGUGGGGCAAUCAUCGCCAGUGCCGUCACCUGCCUCUCACACACAGUUACUCUCAGCUUCUGCCUGGCCGGCAGCACCGAGCUGGAACAUUUAGUCUGGCAGAUUUUAGCAAACGUCAUAAUUUUUACUUGUGGAAACUUGGCGGGGGCUUACCACAAACAUCUGAUGGACUUGGCCCUCAGGCAGACCUACCAGGACACCUGCAACUGUAUCAAGUCCCCCAUUAAACUGGAGUUUGAGAAGCAUCAACAGGAACGCCUGCUCUUGUCCCUAUUGCCAUCGCACAUUGCCCGGGUGAUGAAAGCUGAGAUUAUCCAGCGACUGCAAGGGCCCAACUUUGGCCGAACGGAGAGCACCAACAACUUUCACAACCUAUAUGUGCAGAGACACACCAAUGUCAGUAUUUUGUAUGCAGAUAUUGUGGGCUUCACGCGACUGGCUAGUGACUGCUCUCCAGGCGAACUUGUGCAUAUGCUGAAUGAACUUUUUGGGAAAUUUGACCAGAUUGCAAAGGAGAAUGAAUGUAUGCGAAUCAAGAUCCUGGGUGAUUGUUAUUACUGCGUGUCCGGUCUGCCCGAAUCACUGCCUCAUCAUGCCAGGAACUGCGUGAAGAUGGGCUUGGAUAUGUGUGAGGCCAUCAAGAAAGUCAGAGAUGCCACUGGUGUUGAUAUUAACAUGCGUGUGGGGGUCCAUUCUGGAAACGUCCUCUGUGGUGUUAUUGGUCUCAGGAAGUGGCAGUAUGAUGUCUGGUCACAUGACGUCACGUUAGCCAAUCACAUGGAAGCAGGAGGUGUGCCCGGGAGGGUGCACAUUUCCUCCGUGACCUUGGAGCAUCUGAAUGGAUCAUACAAAGUGGAGCCUGGGAACGGACAGAGCCGCGACUCAUACCUCAAAGAACAUGGAGUUGUCACCUACCUGGUCAUCAACCCCAAGACGGACAGGCACAGCCCUCUCCUGGGCGUCCGAUCUCGCCCCUCUCUGGAUGGGGGUAAGAUGAGAGCCUCUGUCAGAAUGACCCGCUACCUCGAGUCCUGGGGCGCUGCCAAGCCUUUUGCCAACCUCCACCACCGAGACAGCAUGACCACUGACAACGGCAUGAUCAACACCACGGAUGUUCCAAUGGGGCAGUACCACUUCCAGAGGCGAGAAAGGUCUAAGUCACAGAGGAGAAGGUUUGAGGAGGAGCUUAAUGAGCGAAUGAUCCGAACCAUUGAUGGAAUCAACUCACAAAAACAGUGGCUCAAGUCUGAGGGCAUUCAACGCAUCUCAUUGUUCUUUCACAAUAAAACAUUGGAAAAAGAGUACAGAUCCACAACAUUACCAGCCUUCAAGUACUACGUCACCUGCGCUUGCCUCAUAUUUUGCUGUAUCUUCGUCGUGCAGGUCCUGGUUCUGCCCAGAACUGCUGUGUUGGGAAUCUCCUUUGGGUUGGCUUUCCUGCUGCUGGCGCUCAUUCUGCUUCUGUGCUUCGCCGGUCACAUUCUGCAGGGAGGAAAAGGCUCUUUCUGCCCACUGUCCUGGUUUCCAGUUUCUUCACGAAUCAUUGUCACUAAUAACCCCUGGCUGAGACUGGUCCUCACCAUCAUGACCACCGCCCUCAUUCUAAUAAUGUCUGUCUUCAACAUGUUCUUUGUUGAGGAUCCCGGAGGACCACCAGAUGUUUUACCGAGUACUCCACCUGAAGUGCUAAUCACCAUGGCACCUGUGAAUCUCACCAACGGCAGCCUGCUUUUCUAUCAGGACCAAACCACAGAAGCAGCAAAGUUUUAUCUGCCAUACUUCAUUUAUUGCUGCAUCUUGGGCCUGGUGUCUUGCUCCGUGUUCCUGAGGAUCAACUACGAACUGAAGAUGCUGGUGAUGCUGGUUGCCCUGGUGAUCUACAAUAUCAUCAUCCUCCAGACUCACGCCUCGCUGCUGGACGGCGUCAACAAAGCCCUGUACACAACCGACACACUGGAUAGGCCUGGGGUCCUCAAGGACUUGAAGACUAUGGGUUCUGUGUCACUUUUCAUCUUCUUCAUCACACUUCUGGUAUUAGCAAGACAGAAUGAAUAUUACUGUCGACUGGACUUCCUGUGGAGAGACAAGUUCAAGAGGGAGUGUGAGGAGAUUGAAACCAUGGAGAAUCUCAACAGAGUUCUGCUGGAAAAUGUAUUACCUGCGCAUGUUGCGGAGCACUUUUUGGGACGCCACUGGAAAAAUGAGGACCUAUAUCAUCAGUCGUACGAGUCAGUGUGUGUAAUGUUCGCCUCCAUUCCCGACUUCAAAGAGUUUUACACCGAGUCUGACGUCAACAAAGAAGGACUGGAGUGUCUCCGUCUCCUUAACGAGAUCAUAGCCGACUUUGAUGAGCUGCUGUCCAAGCCAAAAUUCAGCGGAGUGGAGAAGAUUAAGACCAUCGGCAGCACUUACAUGGCCGCUACUGGUCUGAACGUAGCGCCGGGACCAGAGUGCACACAGGAUGAGAGACAAUACAUGCACAUUGGCACAAUGGUGGAGUUUGCCUUUGCCCUGAACGGGAAACUUGAUGUCAUCAACAAACAUUCCUUUAACGACUUCAGGCUCAGAAUAGGAAUAAACCAUGGACCUGUGAUCGCUGGAGUUAUCGGUGCCCAGAAGCCUCAGUAUGAUAUUUGGGGAAACAGUGUAAAUGUGGCCAGUCGCAUGGAAACUACUGGAGUUCUGGGGAAAAUACAGGUGACAGAGGAGACCAGGCGAAUCCUGCAAAAUCUGGGAUACAUGUGUUCAUGUCGGGGCGUUAUCAAUGUGAAAGGCAAAGGAGAUUUGACAACGUAUUUUGUCCACACAGAGAUGACCCGAUCUCUAUCACAAGGAACUGUGAUGCCUUGAGUGUGCUAUGCUUUAACUGAGCCUAUAGACACUAAAAGAAUGCAAUCCGAGUGGCUGUUUAUAAGUAAUUGUUGUAAGUAAGAGCCAAAGAAGUGGACAAGCACUUCUGUCUUUAGCACGACUGUUUGGAUGGUUUUCACUAAUCUGAAGCGGAACAAGGGCUUGGCUGGAGGAGCGCCUGACUAACUACACAGAGGUUUGCUGAAUUAGUGCAGUUCUCGUGGGUUGCAGUCACCCAAGUGUACAAUAGUUGUAGCGGUGCAGAGCUAAUUAGCCAUGCCAGUGUUGUGCUUCAGAGCCUGUUGUAGACUGGGCUGCCUGUGGAGAGGUUUUAUAUCUGCCUGGCUGGAAACUGUGAACUGGUGAGAUUCCAUUUUAUUUAAAUGGAUGUUAGUUUUUUGUCAUAUAGAGCAGCCCAUGUUAGCUAAUUGCCAGCGCAUAAGGUAGAUGCCAAAUCAUGCAAAAUAGUAUUUAUAGCUUUGAGAUGCAUUUGUGUUUUAUUGAAUGACACGGGGUUCUGUCAGAGAUUUAAGUAACUGUUUCUUUUUUUAUAUAUAAGGCAUAAGGAACAAAACUCUUGUCUGUAUAUAAUGUUCACUGCCAUUCUUUUGUUAUCCAUUAAACAUUUGUAUUUAAAA